Molecule: messenger RNA, 351 nt
Organism: Rotaria sp. Silwood2
Lineage: Eukaryota; Metazoa; Rotifera; Eurotatoria; Philodinida; Philodinidae
Source: the annotation of a GenBank genome assembly
AUGUUAUUUAAAUUGAUAUUGAUUAUUUUAUUUGAAAAUAUUGUAUGGAGUCUUAAAUGUAAAACAGCAUGGCCAUCAAAUUGUCAUUAUAAUUCAACAUGUAAAUAUGAUAUAAAAGAAUGUCAUUCAUCAGAAUUGUCAUCGAAUAUUCGUGGUGGAGUUUAUUGUACAACAAUUGUAAAUACUGAAGAUGAUAUUAAGGUUGGUAAAAUGGAUUGUAUGUAUGAUCAAGAAACAAGUAAAACAUGUAAAAAUCAAACAAAAUGUAUUAUGAAAUAUACUAAUAAAGAUAAAUUAUUUUUACAUUGUUGUUGUGACAAAGAUUAUUGUAAUCAGAAUAUUAUUAUGUAA